CGAGAGGGUGGUCAAGCAGCGGAACAAGCCCCUCCCCGGAAAGGGUCACGGCCCCAAGCCUGUUGGUAUUCAAGAAGCAUUUGCACAUAGUCUCAUUCUAUGAUACCUAUUUGAGGUUGCCUCGUGCGGAGUCAGGGGUUCAACUCGACGACCCUCGGGGGUCCCUUCCAAUUCAGGACGUUCCGGGAUUGUGAGAUUGCCGUUGGCAGGCAGACGGCAAGAAAUCCAACGUAAAGCAGCACGCAAGCUCCCGGGAAGAAAACCAACUCUAGCCCAGCCUUCACCAGUACAGCAGGGCAGCUGCCAUGGCUGUCAUACAAUUCUUCACCCUGCUUGUGCAAAGCAUCCUCUGGAACGCUCAGAUGGUCGGUGAUGAGCUGGAUGAGGCCACACGCGAGCGCAUGCAGCAGCGCGAGGAGUAUCUGAGCCGGGUGAUGACUCGGCUGCUGCAGGAGCUGGAGCAGGGGACGCAGCAGCUGGCGCAGAGGACCCAGGAGCAGAGCGGCUUUGCCUGGGGAGCCCUGCUCUUUGCUGCCUUGCGGCAGUGGCAGUUCUGGGCCGUUGCUGGAGUCCUGCUCCUGCUCUUCGCGCUCUGCUGUCGGCUCAGGAAAAGGAGCCAUGAGGUGGACAGCAGCAGUGACGAGGAGAGCUCCAGCAGUGACAGGGAGCAGGUGGAAGAGGAGGCGGAAGAAGAUGAUGACAGUGACAGUGACAAUGAUCUGGGAAGGUUAUUUGCGGAGCACAUACAGUGGCCAGUUCAGAACCUAGCCAGGGACUGUCAGGUGGUAAAGGACCUCAUUGACAACUUCAUCCUUGUCUUCAGACAGCUCUUGUCAAAUAGUUUCUUCCCAGUGCUGGAACCUGCCAUCGGGCUGGGCAGCGCGUUCGAAGGUUGGAGUCCCCGCGAGGAAGACAUCAUCUACCGCCUGCUCGUGCCCCUGAAGCCCCCCCGUGGGCACGCCUUCCACCUGGAGUUGGGCAACAGGGGGGAGACGCCAGCAUGGUACUCCUACGUCCGCGUGGAGCUGGAGUGCACCUGCAUGAGAGAGCAGCUGGCACAAGAGAUGCUGUGCUUCCUGCACCACCCUGUGGAGGAGCUUAGGAGGAAUCAGGGUCCCAGCCUCCUACGCACCCUCUGCACUGGCUCCUACCUAGAUGUGCAGAAAACUGCCCGCUGGUUCUAUCAACUGGUGCAAGCAGCCUGGGUGUUUUUGCCUCAAUCAUCCACAUGGCGUCUAACCAUGCUGCCCUCUAUCCGCUUCUGCAAAUUCCGGGUGACAGAAGGCAACAACAAAACCCACGUUAUUGAGAUGAUGUUUGGGGUGCAGCAAGGCAAUUCGGACAUCUUUGUGAGCAGCCAGAAUACAGAGGCCCUCUUCACCCCAAGCACGACGUGGCCAGAGAGCUACGCUGUGGCAGAGGCGAAGUUCUUCAGGCAUAUGGCCGGGCAGGUCCCGCAUGACAGCUUCCACCUCAGAUGCCUGCAGGCCUACGCCCGCAUCCUGGUGGGCAUAGGCUUUUCCACCUAUACCUUGAAGACAGUUGUGAUGCACCUCCUGAACACCAUACCCCUGUCAGGCUGGCGCAGGAGGCAUUUCGUGCUGCGGAUGGAGGAUAUCAUGCAAUACCUGCUCUGCUGCCUGGAGGAGAAACGCCUCGACCACUUCUUCUUAGGCAACGAGAGGGUGCCUGAGGAGAUAAACUUGCCCCCAGACUUCCAAACGGCCGAACCACUCAACCUCUUCCAGCACCUGGUGCACGAUCCAGACGCCCACGCCGAGGCAAUGCGUGAGUAUACGGAUCUGCGACGACGGCUCACGAGACUGCUGGUCUCCGGCCGCUGAAAGAGAUCUUCACGCACAGAGCUGUGUUUGCGGGACUCACAGCUGAUGGCAGACUACCACCUCAUACCAGACUACCACCUCAUACCACAGGGAAAAAGAGGGAAGAAUGCGGGACACAGAAAGUAAAGGGAAAUCCCUGUACAGCAGCCCUCUGUCAAGAGCGUCAGGGUUCUCCUCUAGGCAGCCUCCCCAGCGCGGCAGAUAGUGGUGACUACGGCGGCUACAAAGCCGACGUCCAUCCUCCUUUCCCCUCACAGUCGCGGCCAUGGUGGCGAUUUCACAUGGGCCCAGAAAUUCUUCCUGGCAGCUCCAGCUGUGCAGGGACCAAGCGAAAGGCAGCGCUGAUGUGCCUCUGUGUGCCUCAGACUGCAGUCUGGAUGGAGAUAGCACCCAUGCCAGACACUUCCUGAGGAGCUGGUGCUGCGGAACUGAGCACGCCGGACACGGAGAACACGCUCCUCAAUUGGCAGUGGGAAUCGCUGCCGCAGGAUUCCGCCACAGCAAAAGCACACGCUGCGGAGUGGGACCCGAUGCAGCCGAAGGGGCCAUUGCAAGGAGCCUUGCGACAGAGAUGCCUGUGACCACGCGGACAGCGACCGCCCUCCCUCUCUGAGAGAGUCCAUUCCCUCCGGGAGAUCCACCGUGCGCAAAGAUGUCAAUAAAUCUCUUGUUUGGACAAAG
Molecule: messenger RNA, 2525 nt
Organism: Aquila chrysaetos chrysaetos
Lineage: Eukaryota; Metazoa; Chordata; Aves; Accipitriformes; Accipitridae
Product: inositol 1,4,5-trisphosphate receptor-interacting protein-like 1
Exons: 2
Coding region: 306-1844 (512 amino acids)
Cellular component (GO): membrane
Source: RefSeq, a predicted model, not a curated record